Meriones unguiculatus (Mongolian gerbil) is the source of this 2339-nucleotide messenger RNA. RefSeq names its product cytochrome b-c1 complex subunit 10-like. The record is from RefSeq and is a predicted model, not a curated record. Gene Ontology annotation, cellular component: mitochondrial inner membrane. The transcript has a single exon. Bases 588 to 755 code for a protein of 55 amino acids. NCBI's taxonomy places the organism in Eukaryota, Metazoa, Chordata, Mammalia, Rodentia, Muridae. Gene Ontology annotation, biological process: mitochondrial electron transport, ubiquinol to cytochrome c.
UAUGUGUAGCCUUGGUUAUCCUGGACUCACUUUGUAGACCUGGCUGACCUCCAACGCACAGAGAUCCACCUGCCUCUGCCUCCCCGAGUGCUGGGAUUAUAGGCCACUUUGCCCCAGCUUAGAAUCUCCAAUUUUAAGACAUUCCCCAGGGAUUUCUUACGACCCCUAAAGUUGACAACUACUGACCUGGGAAUCAGGAACACAUUUAGGUCAAAUUCUUUUAGAACUUUCGGGCCUGAGUGCGGGCUAUGUCUAGAAAAUCAUUACAAAUACACUUUGGGAAUAAUAAUUGGCACAUAGUAGGUUUUAAACUAGAAUUUGCUAAUUAAAAACUAUGCUGUCUCAUUUUGCCAACAAAUGUAGUUGAAGGAAGAUUAGAACACUGUGGACCUGAGGAGAAGCAACUGGAUAGAGCCACAGUGAUGUGACUUGCUGGAGAGCUGUCUGUGUUUAAGGAGAACUGGGCAUACAAUGUGUUUAGAAAUGUUUUUACUUUACUUCCAAAUUGCUGUUAGAAAUGACGUAACAUGACACAGGCGCCGUGGCCCAUGGGAGCGGGUGACCCUGACUGUUGAGGUCCUGCAGCGAUGCUGAGCAGGUUUCUAGGCCUGCGCUACCGGGAACUGGUCAAGAAUUGGAUCCCCACGGCCAGCAUGUGGGGUGGGGUGGGUGCUGUGGGGCUGGUAUGGGCCACGGACUGGCGGCUGAUCCUGGACUGGGUGCCUUACAUCAAUGGCAAGUUUAAGAAGGAUUAGGCAGCUCCGUCCUCUUGCCACAAGCCUCACUGGUGCCACACCCAGCCACCUCAGAAGCAGCCCUGUGGAGGAUGCCUAGCUCUCUCCUGGGGAGCUUCUGCACUGAUGGACACUGGGGCUGACGGGUGUGUCAUUAAACCUUCUUCUUGCCUCCAAUGCCUGGGCCUUCUCCUGCGCCAUCUGCCUCCCGCCUUGUCCUCAAGGCAUCCCCAAUCCAAGGGUCCUUUAAGCACUCAGUGUUUGCACGUCUGGAGUCUUUAAUGGCAGAAAUCCUUACCACACUGACACAGUUUAUGGAUGGAAACUGCAGUUGUUCUCUGGGGCUGGCCCCAUAAGUCACUUUCAACUUUAAAAAAAAGAAAAGAAAAGAAAGAAAAGAAAAGAAAAGAAAAGAAAAGAAAAGAAAAGAAAAGAAAAGAAAAGAAAAGAAAAGAAAAGAAAUGACGUAAUGUAGCACACGGUGCAGAGUGUAGAGUCAUGAAGUGGAAAUACUCACUCCCUUUCCUCCUCUGUCCUGUUUCCCAGCAAUCCAUUGCUCUGGCCAGAACAACUAUUACUAGUUUUUUGAACAAGGCACAGGCUCAAGCCCAGGAUGGGAACAUGACUCUCAGCCUGAGAUUCCCACUCUGAAUUUCUCACAGCCCCAAUCCUAUGAUCUAUUAUGCUGUGUUCACUUCAAAGGAAAACUCAAAAGGCAAAGCCAAGAGUUUUUCACUGUAUUUUCUCAGUGUGUUCUAUUUUCCUGGCACCUAAUCACCGAAUGGCUGAGUACAUGAAGCUUCACUUAUACGGAUAAUUCACAUGUAGAAAUAUAAUCAGAGCCAAGUGUGAUAGCGUAUGCCUACAAUGACAGCACUUAGGUGGCAGAGGCAGAUGGACUUUAACUUUAAUGCCAUCCUGAGUUAUACAGACUGAAUGAAGCCUUGUCUAAAAAAAACUUCUAGACCUCCAAAUAAAAAAACGAACAAAACACCAAGCCCAAAACAAAACAAAAAAUACUUAAAAGUUUCUACAAGAAAAUAUAGAAGAAUAUAUUUCCCAUUUGAGGAUAGGUAAAUAAACUUUAAACAAGAGCCAGAAACUUUUUAAUAUAAAGAAAAAAAUGUAAUAGUAAAUUAUACUUUAUUAAAACUAAAAUUAUGGAUUUCUAAAAGGCAUGAAAAAGUCAAAUCAUAUUUAAAACACAUUUAUAGUGCAUAUGAGAUACAGGACUUUUUUUUAUUUUUUUAAACCCAAGUCAUAACGUUACUUUGACAAAUUAUACAGAAAAGAAAAUAGCCAAUUAAAGUAGACAAAAACUAUCUAAUAGCAGUAAGAGUAAUCACCUAUCAAUUAGAGACCUAAAAGGUAAAUUAUUUUUAAAAAAGGUAGGAUUAAAGAGUAAGCCAGGUAUCACCAAGAAGCGGAGCAUAGGGACUGGAGAGACAGCUCAGGUCAAGCAUGCUGGCUGCUCUCCAGAGGAGCUGGUUUAUUUCCUAGCAUCCAUCGAGCAGUUGUAACUGAAGUCUCAGGGGAUCUGAUGUCCCUUUCUGGCUUUAUAAAAAAGAAAGAAAAACUUAAAAACAGAGAAACAAACAGAAAACA